This is a messenger RNA of Rosa rugosa (rugosa rose), 2389 nucleotides long. Its product is annotated as DNA (cytosine-5)-methyltransferase DRM2-like. The record is from RefSeq and is a predicted model, not a curated record. Gene Ontology annotation, cellular component: nucleus. Gene Ontology annotation, molecular function: DNA (cytosine-5-)-methyltransferase activity. The coding region runs from base 202 to 1935 and encodes 577 amino acids. Lineage: Eukaryota; Viridiplantae; Streptophyta; Magnoliopsida; Rosales; Rosaceae. The transcript has 10 exons.
AGGCUUACUCUCACUUCCUCUUCCUCUUCAAAUUACGCCCAACACUUUCUCUCUCCUCCUCAUUUUCUCUCUCUCUUCACACCUCUUCGUCUUCUUCUCCUUCACUGAGCUCCUCUGCAUUUCAAGCUAGCUUUCGGAGAGGCAACUAGCUAGCUUCGACUCUUUAGUUUUGGAGAAGCGGAGCUUCGAGCUUACAGAGAAAUGGAUGGAAGUAAUUCUAGUGUAGAUGACAAUGAUGUUGACUGGAACACAGAUGAUGAAAUCGACAACUUCACUCUCUCGCCUUCUUCGAGUGUGAUACAUCCUCGUGGAGAAGCUAAUGUGCUCUCUUGGGAGGUGAGCUCAGCUCCAAGUUCUCCCAAUACCAAAGUUCUUGAUCAGUUUAUAGGGAUGGGAUUUUCUAAGAAGAUGGUUUCCAAUGCAAUUCAGAAACAUGGAGAAGAAAAUACAGAUGCAAUUUUGGAAAUGCUCCUCACAUAUUCGGCUCUAGAAAGUUCAACUCAUGAACAGAAACAAAUGGAUUCUGAUCACUUCUCCUCGGAUUAUGUGGAAAGCUUUCUAGAUGGUUUUUCAGAUAUGGAUAGCUGUGAUGAUGAGGAAAUCAUAAGUCAUACAUCUGAGGAGGAAAAACUAAUGUCCUUGAUCACAAUGGGGUACACAGAAGAGGAGGCUUCCAUGGCAGUAGAAAGAUGUGGUCAUAACUCCUCACUUCUGGAAUUGACUGAUUUUUUAUCUGCUGCUCAAUUGGCAAAGGAAGAAGAUGCCCUUCUUCCUCUUGAAGAGAAGCCCAGACUAAAACAUGUGCACACUGAUCCUAAGAAGAAGAGGAAAAUUAUUGUAUCUGAUAUAUCGAAAAGGAAAAGGCAGAUGGGGCACAUAGACACAGAUACUGAGACACUUUGCCUCCCAAAUCCAAUGAUUGGGUUUGGGAUUCCAACUGGAGCAUGGAAAUCUAACAGAAUUCUUCCAAAGGCAGCCAUAGGGCCUCCAUAUUUUUAUUAUGAGAAUGUCGCCCUUACUCCUAAAGGGGUUUGGGACACUAUAUCCAAAUUCCUAUAUGAUGUUCCCCCUGAGUUUGUUGAUUCAAAACAUUUCUGUUGUGCUGCUAGAAAAAGGGGUUACGUCCAUAAUCUUCCUACUGAGAACAGAUUUCCUCUUGUUCCGCUCCCCCCACAAACCAUACAUGAGGCAUUUCCCUUGACAAAAAAAUGGUGGCCUUCUUGGGACAUAAGAACAAAGCUAAACUGUAUAGUAACUUGCUAUUCUAGUGCAAAGUUAUCAGAGAGGAUAAUGAAGCUUCUCGAGGGCUGUGAUGGCACUCCACCAGAAAGAGUCCAGCGGGCUGUUAUACAUGAAUGCUGUAAGUGGAAUCUAUUGUGGGUUGGAAGAAAUAGGGUUGCCCCACUUGAGCCUGAUGAAGUGGAAAUGCUCAUGGGGUUUCCAAAGGAUCACACAAGGGGAAUGAGCCGCACUGAUAGAUACAAAUCACUUGGCAAUGCAUUUCAGAUUCACACUGUGGCAUACCACUUCUCGGUCUUGCGGGACAAGUUUCCCAGUGGUAUAAAUGUCCUCUCUCUGUUCUCCGGGAUAGGUGGAGCAGAAGUAGCCCUCCAUCGUCUUGGGAUCCAUAUGAAGAAUGUGGUGUCCAUAGAGAUAUCAGAAGUGAACAGAAACGUUGUGAGGUGUUGGUGGGAGCAAACAAACCAGACGGGAAAUUUGAUUCACCUUGCUGAUGUAAAGGAGCUAGAUGCUAACAGAUUGGAACAGUUGAUGUUUUCAUUCGGCAGUUUUGAUCUUGUAGUGGGUGGGAGCCCCUGCAAUAAUCUAACAGGCAGCAAUAGAUAUCAUCGAGAUGGACUCGAGGGCAAAGAAUCUUCACUUUUCUAUCACUACUUUCGAAUUCUGGACUUGGUCAAGUCUAUUAUGGCAGGAUAAACAAAGUGGAUGUAAAAUCUAUUUGGUUCGUGGUACUACUAUCUAAUCCCUCCUAAAACCUGAAUAUUGACAACCAAGACAAUAGAGAAAAGGUUUUGGGUUGCUUGGUGGAUAACAAUUAAUUAAUUGUCAAAAAGGGCUCAUAUAUAGCCUUGAUUGAGAAUAGGUUGUACGUAUUGUAACUCAACUCAGCUAAUUGCUUCAGACAUGGCUUUACUUGGUUUCUUUCAUAAUACUGACGAUGAUGACAAAUACAGUAAUGACAUACAAGAAAGGCCGAUAGCCGGGUAUAAGGAUAAAGCCAUAAAGGCCUAGUCAAAGCAAGAAGAUUGGAAGAAUGCUUGAUUUCAGUGAUGCAGAUUGGUCUCUCAUGCUCCACAGUAUCACCAAGUGAACGCAUCCUGAUGAAUGUGGUUGUGAACAAGAUGACUGCAAUUAGAGAUUCCUAUCUCAA